CCGCUCCCCCCCUCCCUCCCUCCAGGCCCCCCCAGCCUCAGUCUGACCGCUCCUUGACGCACAGCAGGUGUGAAGAACUGCCAUGUAACCACAACGGGAAAAAAGAAAGAAGAAAAAAAGAAUAAAGAAAGAAAAACCGCCCACUUUAGGUGCCUGUCUCCUGACCCCAGCCUGCCCCCCCCCACCCCCCGCACGUGGGUGACCCGGGGUGACUGGCCGACCCUUCAGGCAUGGAGAACCCAGGCGGCCCCAGGCUUGGGAAGCUGUCCUCAUCGGGGCUGCCGAGGGGUCGAACCCCGAAGCACGGACAUCCCCAGGAGCUCGUCCGAACCGUGCCGGUUCCCGAAAACAACAACAAACACAGUCCAAUGUGUGACGAGCAGGCUGAGGGGAAGAGGAAAGGCCGUCCUAAAGCGGAAAUGCAGGAGCUCAGGAGCAUCCCUGCCCAUAUGAUAGUACAAUGGAAGGAAGAGUUUAAGCGCCGCUCCAGGGUUAAAUGCCCGUGUUCAGGAUGCUGGUUAGAGUUUCCCAGCAUCUAUGGAGUCAAGUACCACUAUCAACGCUGCCAGGGGGCCACCGUAACUGAGAAACUGAGUCACGGCUGUCCCUACUGCGAAGCAGCGUUCGCCACCAAGGUACGCCUGCAGAAGCACAAGCGGUGGAACCACGCAGACAGAGUGAGCAUGGAGCCCAAAGAAGAGCAGCUCCGGCUUCAAAAGGCUCCCGUCAAGUCCAGCACCAAGAAGAGACCCAUGGAGAACAGUCCCCCGUCUCCGGUGUUUUUCAAAGUGAAGAAGACCCACGAGGCGUCCACGCCCUCUCAGAAUGGCGAGCUGGCGCACCAGAGGAGCGAGAGGAAACAGCACAGCCACAGUCAGCCUUCGCAGCCCGUCCAGCAGCCCGUCCAGCCUCAGUCCCAAAGCACAUCGUCCGACGCAGGGGGCAGUGAGAGCGAGGGGGGCAGCCUCCCCCCGCCGUUCCCCGACGAAGACCCGGAGCGAAUGCGGCACAGACGAAAACAGAAAACGCCCAAGAAAUUUACUGGAGAACAGCCGUCCAUAUCUGGAACAUUUGGAUUAAAGGGUAUGAGCAAGGUGGAGGAGAAGCUGAAGGCCGGCCGUGCGAAGAGGACGGAGGGCGGCGGGUUCAGCGAGGAGCAUCAGAGGAGGCCGUCUUCAAGUCAGUCUUCCAAGAAAGAGCCGGCCACAACCAGCUCUGGCGUCGUCACCGACACGCAGUGGCAGCGGACCAUCUCUGAGCGAGGCGAGGUGGUCUGUCCCACCUGCUCCAUCGUCACCAGGAAAACAAUCCACGGCCUCAAGAAACACAUGGAGAUUUGCCAGAAGCUCCAGGAUGCCCUGAAGUGCCAGCAGUGCCACAAACAGUUCAGGUCUAAAGCCGGCCUCAACUACCACACCAUGGCUGAACACAGCAGCAAGCCCUCAGGGAGCGAAGGCCAGACGGGCAGCGAGCACGAGGAGAGGGAAAGGCUGCGCCAAGUGCUCAAACAGAUGGGACGAAUCAAGUGUCCCAGCGAGGGGUGUUCAGCCCACUUUUCCAGUCUGAUGGGCUUCCAGUAUCACCAGCAGCGUUGUGGAGGGGAGUUAUCUGACGAUGAGAAGCCUGUGUUUCUGUGUCAGCACUGUGGGAAAAACUACCGCUCCAAGGCGGGCAGAGACUACCACGUACGUACCGAGCACUCCGUCAGCAUCUCCGCCACCCCCACCACCACAGCAGCCGCCCCAAACAACAGCAACAGCAACAGCAAGGACAAUAUCACUGACACCAACAACAACACUGGCAAGGAGAGGGUGGCCUCUGAGGAGUCUCUGUCAGGAGGCAGGAAGGAGCAAAGCCAACCUGAGAGGAAGGACUGGCAGGAGAAAGCACUGAGCAGCCAGCAGAAGGAGAAGGCCAGAGAAACGUGGGAAAAAGACAGAGAAGCCCGAGAGAGGGAGCGGGACAAAGCGAAGGCGGCACAGGUGAACAGCCAGGGGGAGGACUUUGAACGGACCCCCAGCGGCAGGGUGAGGCGGCGGUCGGCCCAGGUGGCCGUGUUCCACCUGCAGGAGAUAGCAGAGGACGAGCUGGCCAAGGACUGGGGCACCAAGCGCCGGAUCAAGGACGACUUGGUGCCUGACAGCAAACGGUUAAACUACACUCGACCGGGCCUCCCCAACUUCAGUCCAGAGCUGCUGGAGGCCUGGAAGAACCAGGUCAAGGAGAAGGGCUUCAUCUGCUGCACGAAUGAAAACUGUGAAGCUGUUUACUCCAGUGUGUCAGGACUUAAAGCUCACCUCGCCAACUGCAGCCAGGGCGGUGGUGAGCUGGGGAAGUACACCUGUCUCAUCUGUCAGAAGGAGUUUAGCUCUGAAAGUGGUGUCAAGUACCACAUUAGCAAGACACACUCACAGAACUGGUUCCGUGCAGCGACCACUCAAGUGGUCUCCAGUAGCAAAAGCAAAGUGCCGGACAGCAUCGGGACCAAAGCCGAGGUGAGGAACGGCGCCACCACCGGGAAGAAAAGAGGCCGCAAACCGAAGGAACGCCUCCCGGCGGACGAGUCCCUCCAGACAAACACUGAAGCGCUCGCCACUAAUCAAACCGUAGCCCCCGCAGUGACCCCGUCCAGCCCAGCACAGUCCCCCUCCCCGACCCCCGACCCCACGGACAGCGACGAUUCAGGCCCGGACACACAGCCCGCACGGAGCAAACCCAAGAGGCUGUCUUUGCUAGAGUAGCUCUGCUUGUUGUCGACCCAGGAGCCAGAGAGGAUGCUUACUGUAAAUGGAGGCUAAACAGAGACUCGGCACUGAGAAGAAAGCCAAACCACCUAUUACGAAGCGAAACAUCUAGCACAGUCUCCUAAUCUUGGUCUGGAAACACUAGAGGUAAUCCGUACUGUGACAAACAAUACUCACACCAGUAGUGUUUUUGUUUCUCCAUUCCACUUUCGUCCCCUUUCAAAGGCACACGGUUUAGUUUGUCCACUCACCGCAGGAGGUCAGUAGAAAUCAGAGAUCGGAGCCCGACCUUUCAAACGGAUAGUUUUUUUUUUUUAAGCAGGAGUAGUAUUCCGAAUAAAUGGAGAGUCGUUUUACUCUGAGAAGUUUGUGUUGUGUUUGAGAGGUUUUAAAAAGAUUAUUCUAUUAGCAUGGUGAAGUCAUUUAACGAUAACUAGUGUUUUCACAUGUUUUUUUUUUUUUUCCCACAGAUAUACUGUACUGUGUACAUAAACAAUAUCUAUAACUAUAUCUCUAUAUACUCAAAGCAAUGAUGCCACCGGUCAUUUUCGAGCCUGACACGUCCAGAUGGGUCAUGCGCAGUCGGAGGUUUUUACAGUUGUGUGCUGUCGUGCAAUGUUGUUUUAAAUCUUUGAAUUCCUUCCUGCUUUCACUUUUUUUUUUUUGUUUUGUUUUGUUUUGUUUUCAUGUUUUCUGUAAGCAGAUGUCAAAUAAGCUAAAUCAUCGGUCAGUUGUUAACCAUGUUUCAAUCUUUUUCCUGCAUCAGUCACUGACAGUGAAAGGUGUCUGCUUUGACAACCAUAAUUAAUUAAUUGUUUGAAAUUUACUUCCACAGUUCUUUUACACUGAAGUCGAUAAGCAGAAUAUUUCCAGGAGUGGUUAUUGGAUAUUUCCACCUGCAUGGAAAAAGUUAGGAUUAUGUGGAAUGAGAUAUCGUUUACCUGACCUUAAACAAAAGACAUUUGAAGCAUUCUAAAAUGGGACAAAGCUAAACUAUUUGACUGAAGGAAGAUUUUCGUGUGAAGCUUGUUGCACCGUUGCGGCACAAUCAAAUGAUGUGACACCAUCAUAACGGAGGCCACAUUUCACCUCCUGCUUACGCUUGAAUGAAAGCUGAGGAAAGAAUAAUAAAAAAAAAAAAUACUAUCUUUUAUAGAGAAGUUGAGGAUAAUAAUCUGCAAAUGAAGAUCGAGAUAUAAUAAUGUUUAUGAAUUAAUUCAUGGGCGCUCAAAGUUAUUGCCUUGCACUUUAACCCUUCCUGCUCCCCUCUUGUAUUUUUGCACUUCAGGAGUAUCUCACCUAACCUAGUGGCUGUCUGAUGCUGGAGUGGGAAUAUUUUACUCUGACGAAACCCUAAAUUUGUCUUUACAUGGUUGACAGCCGUGUAAUUAUGACUCAACCCUCAAAGCCAUAACUGGUCUAUUGGAAGCUGAAGGCUGCUCCGGCGCCCGACGUUAGAUUAGCUCCAUAUUUAAAUUUUAAAUCUAUAUACAUAUAUAAAAAUAUAUAUAAAAUAAUAAAUUGCUUUUAAGAUCUAAAAGAUCAGAGAUUAUUUUCACUGUAAUGUGUUUAAAGUAGAUACUUGAAUCCACAGGUAGAAUACCAAUUUGAGUAAAUGAAAAGUUCAUGAUUUGCUUUAUAUUUGCAGUUUAUGUCCACAAAAAAAAAAUAUUGACUGAAUGACAUAAUAGUUCUAUUUUAUAUUCUAUUGUAUGAAUUACUUAGAUUACAAUCCGAUAGCUUUGGAUAAAAUCGUGAGGUGAGAUGAUAAGGGUGCUUUACUUACCACUCUACCUUAAAGAACCAGACACAACUCACUAAAGUCCUCAGAUCCAUCCCACCAGCUGACAAGUCCUCUGAAUUUUGCACCAAACUGUCAU
Salarias fasciatus (jewelled blenny) is the source of this 4624-nucleotide messenger RNA. It is a transcript of the gene znf512b, whose product is annotated as zinc finger protein 512B. The record is from RefSeq and is a predicted model, not a curated record. Gene Ontology annotation, molecular function: zinc ion binding. NCBI's taxonomy places the organism in Eukaryota, Metazoa, Chordata, Actinopteri, Blenniiformes, Blenniidae. The transcript is spliced from 17 exons. Bases 231 to 2741 code for a protein of 836 amino acids.